Messenger RNA from Gloeophyllum trabeum ATCC 11539, 2236 nucleotides. RefSeq lists its product as uncharacterized. Bases 1 to 1566 code for a protein of 521 amino acids. Lineage: Eukaryota; Fungi; Basidiomycota; Agaricomycetes; Gloeophyllales; Gloeophyllaceae. The record is from RefSeq and is a predicted model, not a curated record. Gene Ontology annotation, cellular component: nucleus. The transcript has 8 exons.
AUGCCUCGCCGCAAGCAAGCCAAGCCUGGUCCCUCCACCCCCAAGAAGCUGAAGCAAACAACGCUUUUUGUCUAUGCUCUGUCUAGCUCGCCCCAGCUCUCACCAAAAUCAAGUCCCCGGAAGAAGGUAACUGAACCCGCUACGUCUAGCAAGAAGAAGACGGGACAAAAACAGGUUGUGGAUCUAGAAGAGAGCGACAGUUCUAGCAGCGCUGUAGGGGGCAUACGGUUCGAACCCGAAGCUGCAGCUUUGAGCGAUGAUGUUGAAUCGGAGGAGUCUCCCCGUCGACACCCAGCGAAGAAGCGGAAGUUGCGUCACAACGAUUCGAGCGAAGAUGAGGACUCUGUCUCUAUCGCUCUAAAUGAUAUAGCAAGCAAACACAGAGGACAGGGAAAGCAGAGGGAAGGUGAUGGUAAUGGGGGAAAGCAGCCUUCGCCGGAAGUGCAAGUAAAAAGGCGCAGGCUCGUCAAAGGGCGUAGACCUGUGACGCCUUCAGACGAUGAAGACGAAGAUGACCUGUUGGAUGAGCUUGAUACUGACACGAUCUUGGAAGAUCGGUUCCGGUCAAGAGGGAAGAAGUCUGCUUUCCAGAUUAACCUGGAGAAGCUUAAACGUCUGAAACGGGGACUCUCUGCUGAGAGCCCAGGAAGCUCAGAGAGUACGGAGGAGAAUGUCUGGGAUGAAGUUCCUUUCGAGGGUGCCAGGCCGAGUAAUAAGGAAGGGUCAUCAGAUGACGAAGCGGCCGAAGAGGACGUGGACGAUAGUUUUGUGGUGGAAGAUGAUAGCCAAACCGUGGCUGCUGAGCUGCCCUCAGCCUUCAGUAUGAACACUUAUCAGGAUCUAGCCCACCACUUCAAGAUCAUAUGCCAGCUCUUCGUCCACGUAGCAGUGCGACCCGCCGAGGAGCGGCAGGACUACAUGCAGAAAGCUCUUGCGGAUGUUGAGUACUUCAGCGCACCACUGCAUAUUGCCCGGCGGAAAUUGACUGGAAUGCGGGACUCCCUUGUGGCAUCCUCGGUCUGGCGUCCGGAGUUCAAGGGACCACUGGAGAAGUACCCCAACUUCGAGUUGGUCUCGCUAGAGUUUGCUGUACCCGCUUGCGACGCGUGUCACCUAGGAGGACGGAUGUCUACUUACUUGGGCAGAGUCAGCGGUCAGCCGUACGAUAGACUGGGCUUCGAACCUCUGACCGACUCCGAUUCGGAUGACAGUGAGGACGAAGAGGAGUCGAAGGAUCAGAAGGAGUUCCACCUCGGCCGGUUCUGCGCUCGGCGAACAAAGGUAUUCCAUGAGUUCAGUCAUUGGGAGUACUCCACCUACCAGUCCCUCCUUCGCGAGGUGGAAGAGCUCCGCGCUUCGAAAGGCAAGCGCGGGUUCAUUCGUGUCGCCUUUUCCGGAGCGGGAGGUGUGAAACCACCAGAGGACUUGGACGAUGCGGACCAGAUCAUGGAAUGGCUCGACCAGCGACAGGUCAUCGAGAUGGAAUGGUGGAAGGUGAAGGAUAUGAUGGCCAGAGCCAGGAACCUCGAGAUGGCGAGUAAGCGGGGGGAGGAUACGGACGAGUAGAGCAGGCUGGUUGUUUUCUUCUAUGUCUUUAUGAACUGAUGAUCUGGUCACGCGGCGUGCUCGCAUACACCAGUAUGGAGUAUCAAUCUGAUCCACGCUGGGUCUGAGGAGCACCGUUCAAUGGUUAGGGUGGUCUCCUCCGACACUAAUAAGGUAACCAAACACCUUACUAUAGUCCGCUGUAAGUAAUACAUGUUGUGUAGCAUCUACUUCUUCCUCCAGAGUACGACGUACGUUCUGUACGGAUACUCAAACACACCUUUUUCUUUAUCAAUCCAAAUCAUAUCGUCUCCAUUCUUCACGAUGUUUGUCACAUCCUGCGCGACCUUCUUCUUCUCGUCCUCAGGGAGCACAACGAUGUAGCUCUUGCUACACGCCCGUUCCACGGCAAUCUCGACUGUCCCAGGGAGGGCACGGUCCCACGUCUUCUCGAUGGGCGGCUCGAAGAGGGCGUUGUAGUUGGGGGUAGAGAAGGUCUCGCGCCAGAGACCCAGGCGGAACUGGGGCGUCCCCUUCUCGUGCAACUCUACGCGGUCCCGGAGUUGGGCGACCCAGCGGGCUUUGUCUCUGUCUUCUAGAUUCCAGAUGAGGGCGACAACACCGGCAGGUUUGAGGAUGCGAGCAAACUCGGCCGCAGCUGCGUUGUAGUCAGGGCACCAGUGGAAUGCCU